AUGUCUCAGCAAUUUGCCAAGAGCCAGCCUGAGGGCUUCGCCAACAAGAUCGAGCGAGUAGCCAUCAUUGGUGCCGGUGGAAGUGUUGGCAAGUACCUAGCCAAGCACAUCAUUGCAACUGGCAAGCACACAGUCACAGCCAUCACUCGCAAGGAAAGCACCAACAACGCCCCCGAAGGAGCUCGUGUUGCCGCCGUCGACUAUGAAGAUGAGAGCUCCCUUGUCGAGGCUCUCAAGGACCAGCAGUUCCUCGCCAUCUCCCUCUCCGUCCGAGCUCCUCCCGGUACUCAAGAGCGCAUCGUCCGCGCUGCUGCCACUGCUGGAGUCCCAUGGAUCAUGCCCAAUGUUUACGGCAUUGACAUCACAAACAAGGCCCUUGCUGAGGAGAACAUGACCGGUGGGGGUGUCUACCCUGGCAUCGAAGCUAUCGAAGAAGCCGGUGUAUCGUCUUGGAUCGCUAUGUGCUGCUCUUUCUGGUACGAGUUCUCUGUUUGCCAGGGACCUCAGUGGUACGGCUUCGACUUUAGCAAUGGCCAAAAGAAGGUUACCUUCUACGACGACGGAAACACUCAGAUCAACACUUCAACCUGGGACCAGUGCGGUCGAGCAUUUGCUUCCCUCCUUAGUCUGAAGGUCAUCCCCGAUGAUGAGAACGACAAGUCUCAUACUAUCUCCCAAUGGCGAAACAAGCCCCUUUACAUCUCCAGCUUCCUCCUCUCUCAGCGCCAGAUGCUUGACAGUCUGCAGCGCGUGACUGGCACUACCGAUAAGGACUGGGUUAUCGAGCACGAGGGCGCCAAGGAGCGAUGGCAGCGUGGUGUUGAUAUGCUCAAAGCCGGUGAUCGAUCCGGUUGGGCGCUGGCUAUGUAUGCCCGAACAUUCUUCCCUAAUGGCGACGGAAAUUUUGAGGCCAAGUAUGGACUUGCUAAUGAGGUUUUGGAUCUGCCGAAGGAGGAUGUUGAUGAGGCUAGUGUUAAGGCUUUGAAGAUGUCUGAGGAUAACUACAACUACUACAUGAACCGCACUCACUGA
Molecule: messenger RNA, 1032 nt
Organism: Fusarium coffeatum
Lineage: Eukaryota; Fungi; Ascomycota; Sordariomycetes; Hypocreales; Nectriaceae
Exons: 2
Coding region: 1-1032 (343 amino acids)
Molecular function (GO): oxidoreductase activity
Source: RefSeq, a predicted model, not a curated record